AUGGGUGCGACCAUCAACCAUAUACAUGAUGAUUUUGCAUUUGUUGUUCUGUCAAAGUUGCCUCUCAAAUCUUUGACUAGACUUUGUUGCGUACGUAAGUCAUGGUCUGACUUGUUUGAUAAUACUUAUUUUAUGAACAUGUUUCGAAAGAACUUUUUAUUGAAGAAUCACUUACAUUAUAAUGAUACAUCUCUCCUUUUACGUUUUGAUGAAUCGUGGAUUGCUGAUAAUCCAUGUAAAUCUGGAAUGUAUUCUCUAUCCGGUGAAAGAUUUGAGAAUAUCAUACAAUUAGAUUUGCCAAAUUUACUCCGCGGAGAAUGGUCAUUCAAAAUUUUGGGUUCAACUAGUAUCAAUGGCUUUCUGUUUAUUGAUUGUAAACAAUCAGGAAAAGUUGUAUUAUGGAAUCCAAAUACAAAUGAAUACAAAGUCAUUCCUCCAAGUCCUUUUUCUAUUAAAUUUACUACGGUAUAUCAUGGGAUUUAUGGGUUUGGAUAUGACUCAGUAAAAAAUAAUUAUAAGGUGAUUCGACAAGUAGUAUUUUUUAACGACAAUGAAGAUGGAAGCUCCUUCUGGGAGAUAUAUUGUCUAAAAACCAACACUUGGAAAACACUUGAUAUAGAUAUGCCGACAUAUUAUCAAGAUUAUGCGGAGGUUCAUUUGUACAACGAUGGAAUGUGUCAUUGGUUGGCCAAAUGUAAAACAUAUGGAUGUGAUAGUGAGACACAUAAUAAGGUUUAUUUGCUAUCAUUUAACAUGAGCGAUGAGAUGUUUGUUACAACAACCAUACCUUCAGACGUGGAGGAUGAUGUUGAUUAUAGAUACUUAGCGAUGUUAAGUGAAUCAAUAGUAUUGAUUUCAGUUUAUGCAGAGACUACUAGUUUUCAUAUUUCAAUUUUAAGUGAGGUUGGAAGAAAUGAGUCAUGGACUAAGCUCUUCAUUUUGAAGUCAUUAUCUUGUAUUGGUCGUCCUAUUGGAGUGAGCAAAAAUUGUGAUAUAUUCUUUAUAAAAGAGGAUGGAGAGCUAGCUUGGAUUAAUUUAAGUACAGAAAAGAUUGAAAACCUGGGUCUUAAUGGAGCUUUUAAUUGUAAGGUUAUCAAUCAUAAGAAAAGUCUUGUGAAAGGUAACUAA
This is a messenger RNA of Vicia villosa (hairy vetch), 1128 nucleotides long. RefSeq names its product F-box only protein 8-like. Lineage: Eukaryota; Viridiplantae; Streptophyta; Magnoliopsida; Fabales; Fabaceae. The coding region runs from base 1 to 1128 and encodes 375 amino acids. The record is from RefSeq and is a predicted model, not a curated record. The transcript has a single exon.